CGCUGCGUAGCGAGGCACGUUUUCGUGCUGUGGCAGCAUGGACCUCAGUAUCCUGGUGUAGAAGUGUGAGGACAUGUCUGUAGAGAUGGUGGAGCUCACAGUGAAAGCCCCAGAACCGGCCCGGACCGCCUGGGUCCUGCAGCAGAACCGCGUCUUCCUCGACUUCUUUUGGGACUUGGCCAAACCGGACCAGGAGAUUCGAUUGAAGGCCGUGGAGAGUCUGAUCCAGUACCUGAAAACCAACAACAAGGCAGAUGAACAUGACUACACCAUUAAAAGACUCGUGGAUGGACUGUCACAUACACGAGAGACAGCGAGACCUGGAUUCAGUCUGGCUCUGGGACACGUCUUGAGUGCGUUUGAAGACAUCUCCCUGCAGAGCAUCCUGGACAGAAUCAAAGAGAAGCACAACCUGCAGACGGUGAAGAAGAAACUCGUCAGAAAUGCUUUGUUUGGAAACUUGUUCGGUGUCCUCGCUCUGCAUCAGUCCGGCCGCCUCUCCAAAGAGCCGCUGGUGGUGCUGGGAUGUGUGCAGCUCCUCCAGAGCCUCACUCAGCACAGACAACAUUUGAAGGACCUGCCCAGUAAGACCAUGGUGGACAUCCUCACCGAGAUCCCAGAGGAGGUGUUUGAGGAGGUCCUGCUGACCACUCUGAAAACUGACCUGGCGUCAGCCUUCAACACUCCCGAGCAGAUGCAGCUGCUGCUGGUGGCGCUGCAGCGUUUCCCACAAACACUCAAACCAAAUAAGCUGAAGAAGCUGCUGGGCUCCUCCACCAUCAUCAAUGCUGACAACAUCCCAAAGCUGACAGAGGUGUUAAAGACUGCGGCCAACUCAGUGAAGAAGGAGUGCGUCCUGCCCACGGUGGCUCUGGACCUCCUGAAGCUCUCACUGAAGGAAGACAGCUUCCAGCUCUUCUGGAGUAAAGCCAUCAUUGACGGCAUGUUGAAGCAGCAGCCAGGACCAACGUAUUACCUGAGCUUCCGUCUGCUGGGCAGCGCUCUGCCUCUUCUGUCUCUGGAGCAGCUGAAGGAGGUGCUGUCUGGAGAGGUGAUGGAGCGCUACGGGGAACACGUGUUGUCUGCUCAGAAACCCGACCGCUUCAAGUUGGCUCCAGAGAUGGACGUGUUCGUGUCUGACUUCCUGCAGAGCUGUGAGGACUCAGACAAGCAGCUGGUGGUGAUGGUGGCCUUCUCCUCGCUGGCUAACCAGGGUUACCCUGUGGUGCCGUCGGUGUGGAAGGGGGUGCAGCAUCUUCAGCCUGCAGCGCUGCAGAACUACGUGCUGUGGCUGAAGAACAUGUUCACGCGACCUCAGCUGGACCAGCUGCUGGACUUCAGCACUCGCAAGCAGAAAGUCAAUCAGGAAGAGCAGGAGCAGAAGGAAGUUGUGUUCCGUCUGAGGAAGUGGAUCGUUUCCCGGCUCACCUCCAUCAUUGACAACCACCAGGUGAAGAAGCAGGAGGAUCUCAUCAUGGACGUGGCCAGGUUUGUGUUUUUCCACGCGUUCUUCAGCACCAAGAAAGCCACGGAGGACAUCACCGAGACGACAGAGAAGCUCUCUGUGCCGGUCGACGACAAAACAAGAACCGCGCUCGUCACGUCUUUCUUUGGACUCCUCCUGUCCAUGCACCACCUGCCCCUCACUGAGGACUCGGCUGAAGGUGAAGCGGUCGGUCAGAAGCGAGUGCUCGGUGUGACGGCAGAUGGAACUCUGUGGAUCCACCACGUGGCUCAGUUCGCUCAGCUUCUGCUUCACCAGCCCAAGUUUGUCCAGAGCAGCCGGCCUUUCAGUGCCGAGCAGAAACAGGCCUGGGACAGCAUGAUGGAGUCUGUGGCAAAGCUGAGUAAGAAAGCAAAGAAAGACCAGACGGCCGAGAGCAAAGCCUUUCAGCAGCUUUUCCUGUUGGUCGGCAUGCACCUGUUCAAGGCCCCGGAGGAGCUGCUGGACAUCAUGAAAGACCUGCAGAGCUGCGUGGACAACGCCCAGCAGACCAAAACAAAGAAAAAGAAAAAGAAACCAGCCACAGGCAAGGACGAAGAACCUGAUUGGGUGGAGGUGAUGGUGGACAUCUUGUUGUCCCUGCUGUCCCAGCCGAGCAGACACAUCAGACAGGUCUGCAAAACCGUCUUCUCCUCCAUCUGUCCCCACGUCACCGCAGCGGCACUCACCGCCAUCUUAGACGUUUUGGACCCAGAGACGGAUAACGAGGAGGACGGUGCGAUGAUCAUCACCGACGACAACACCGACAAAACCCAGAAGAAGAAGUCAAAGGAUGAAUAUGAUGAUGAUGAUGAUGACGAUGAUGAUGAGGAGGAAAUGGUGGAGGAAACCUCAGAUGAGGACUCUGACAACGACGAGGAUGAUGAAGCAAUGGAAGAGGAUGAAGAGGAGGAUGAUGAAGAGGAGGAAGACAUGGAAGGAGAAGUGGUGGACCAAAGUUUCCGUUUGGAGUUGAUGAAGGUUUUGCAACAGCAGGACGCUCUGGCCACGGAGGAGGACGAGGCCAGUGAUGAAGAUCUGGACGACGAAGCCAUGAUGAAGCUCGAUAAAGGCCUCGCAGCUCUGUUUUCUGAGCAGAAGAAAAAGUCCCAGGCCAAGAAGGACGAGAAGACCAAACUACAGAGGGAGAAGUCACUAGUCCGAGACUUUAAGAUCAAGGUGUUGGACCUCAUUGAGGUUUUCUUAGCGAGGCAGGCGGGCAGUCCUCUGGUGCUGGGUCUGGUGGAGCCUCUGCUCCUGCUCAUCGACAGAGGAAUGAGCUCCGACAGCAACCAGCAGGAGCAGGACUUCCUGCGCCGAGCUGCAGACAUCUUCAGGAACCAGCUGUGUCGGUCUAAGGUUUACUGCAGGACCGUUGGUGACAGACAGGGGGAGCUCCACGACCUGCUGCACAAACUCAUGACUAAAGCCCAGAAACUGUCGGACUCGUCCGUGUCUCUCUACUACUUCAGUGCGUCGCUGUAUGUGAUGAAAGUCCUGCGAGGAGCUCCGCCUCCUGCUGACACUGCAGAGGAGAAGACGGCAGAGAGUGAAUUGCGGUUCAUGGGGAACAUGGAUGUGGAUCGCGUCUCCGGCGUCUUCAGAGACGCUCUCACCUCGUACAUGAAGAGGAGGAAGAGUCCACUGACCACGCAGAUGUUCACAGAUCUGUUCAACAGAUUCCCCGUCCUGUGUGUGAAUCUGUUGGACACGGCAGUUGAGCACAUCACGUCCGGGGUCAAAGAACAUCAACAGGGCCAGGCGUGUGUGCUGGUGCUGCGUGCGAUGCAGAGCCGCGAGGUCCAGAAGCUGCUGAGCGGAGCUCCAUGGACGGAGCUCAGUGUGAAGGUCACGAGUCAGCUGACAGAAAGUCUGCAGCAGGUCAGUGAGACUGAGAGCAAAGUGGUGAAGGAGAAGGUGCUGAAGACCCUGGAGCUCUGUCAGUAUCUGGUCAAACAAGUUCACCACCAGAAGCUGUCUGUGGACCUGGAGCCUCUUCAGCAGGCCCUGCAACUUCUGCCCACCGUCAUCUCCUUUAAGAAGACGGGCAAGAUGGAAGACACGUACUGGGCGGUGGUCAAACACUUUGGAGUCGUGAAACCUAAAGUUGAAAAGAUAAAGCCUGACAAGGACGCUGACAAAGCAGCAGUUCCCAAGAAGAAGAAGAAAGGUUUUCUGCCCGAAACAAAGAAGCGCAAAAAACGCAACAUCCCGGAUCUGGAGCCAGCGGGCGAGCGCCCGGCGCCCGCAGACAAACCCGGAGUCAACAAAGGACAAGCCAAAAAGAAACAAGACAAGAAAUCAAAGCAGAAACGACCGGCGGCGCAGGGAACAGCGGCGGGAAACCCAGCCAAGAAGAGCCGGACGCAGUCGGAGAGUAAUCCAGCCAAGAAGAAGAAGAAGAAACCCACACACAAGUGAAGUGGACACUUAUUUUAAUGUACACAACGUUUGUUUGUGGUCUUCAGUUUACUUGGCUGACGGUUUCCUCCCUGAAAUGUGUUCCUUUAUUUUACUACGAGAAAAUGUAAAUGUGUGGGAAGUGUUUUUAUGUGUUGACUAAAAUACUUAACAAUAAUAAAUGCAUUUCUCUUCUUGGCAAUCCA
Messenger RNA from Solea solea (common sole), 4089 nucleotides. RefSeq names its product MYB binding protein (P160) 1a (gene mybbp1a). The coding region runs from base 74 to 3904 and encodes 1276 amino acids. NCBI's taxonomy places the organism in Eukaryota, Metazoa, Chordata, Actinopteri, Pleuronectiformes, Soleidae. Gene Ontology annotation, biological process: regulation of DNA-templated transcription. Gene Ontology annotation, molecular function: transcription corepressor activity; RNA binding; transcription factor binding. The record is from RefSeq and is a predicted model, not a curated record. The transcript is spliced from 27 exons. Gene Ontology annotation, cellular component: nucleolus.